GUAGAUGCUUGAGGGGAGGAAGAAAGUAGCACUAGUCGUACGUGUGCAUCUAUCGAGCUGUUAGCUUUCGGCCACUGAGCUAACGCUACGUCUCGUCAGAGUCGCAAAUAUGGUGCUACUUGAAAACGACUCGUUCCUCACAGAACUCACACGUUUGUUCCAGAAGUGCAGAUCCUCCGGUAGCGUUGUCAUCACUUUGAAAAAAUAUGACGGGAGGACCAAGCCAGUGCCCAGGAAAGGCCACUCGGAGUCCUUUGAGCCUGCAGACAAUAAAUGUCUUCUCAGAGCUUCGGAUGGCAAGAAGAAAAUAAGCACAGUGGUGAGCACCAAAGAAGUAAUCAAGUUUCAGAUGGCGUACUCCAACCUGCUGCGGGCGCACAUCGACGGAUUGAAAAAGAAAGACAAGAAGAGCAAAAGCAAGAAGACCAAAGCUACCCAGUGAGCAGCAAGCUCAAAGGCCCAGGAACUGAUCCCGUUCGAAUCUGACACGAUGGAAGCGGGUCCCACCACAGUCAGUCUCCCCUCACAAUGCGUGCUCGUCCACCCAGUGACCACUUUUAUUUUGUGUCGUCGACGACUGUUUUCGUGCCAUCUGGGAGGAUUUCUUGGAAUGCACAAAUCGAACUUUGGAGAAGAGCAACACCGUUGGAUGUCUUUUUUUUAUUUUGGUCAAGUGG
This is a messenger RNA of Hippocampus comes (tiger tail seahorse), 677 nucleotides long. RefSeq names its product signal recognition particle 14 (gene srp14). Gene Ontology annotation, biological process: SRP-dependent cotranslational protein targeting to membrane. The coding region runs from base 110 to 442 and encodes 110 amino acids. The record is from RefSeq and is a predicted model, not a curated record. The transcript has 5 exons. Gene Ontology annotation, molecular function: 7S RNA binding; endoplasmic reticulum signal sequence receptor activity. Gene Ontology annotation, cellular component: signal recognition particle, endoplasmic reticulum targeting. NCBI's taxonomy places the organism in Eukaryota, Metazoa, Chordata, Actinopteri, Syngnathiformes, Syngnathidae.